AAAAUAAAUAUGAAACUAGUAGGGUGCAACGAAUAAAUAUCAUUGAGCAAAUAUCUUGCUGUGGGCUGUGGAAUGAAUGAGUUUGACCCAACCCUUUUAAUUUGAUUUGAGUUUAGCCAUAAACUAGUUUCUACAAUUAUUAUUAUCAAUUGAGAGAAAGGGAAACUCAAGAUGUCUUCAUUGGGCACUUCGAAAGGGAUUCUAGAGAUUGCCAAGUUUGGUGUAUAUGUUACUGUACCCAUCGUUCUUAUGUACGUUUACGCUAACAAUACCAACAACAAUCUCCACAAGCUCAUCGGAAGGAAGUCAUACAUUGAAUAUCCUCAUGAUACACAAAAGCCACCACCACCCGAGGAACUUCGGGAGAUGGCGAGGGAGCUAGCUCGCAAAAGGAACAAUCCUUAAUGCUCCUUGUGGUUGGUUGUGCAUUGGUGGUUGUGUACUUGUAUCACUGAUUAUGCAGUUAAAUAUGCUUUUGUUAUGAAUAAUGAAGAAUGAGUUCUAAACUACUCUAAAUAAAUUUUUUUUUAUUUUAACUGUCUUAUUUGCAAAAUUCUUUAAGUCAUAAACAUAUUUUUGGUUUCUUUGAAGUUGAUCAUAUUUGGAAUCCCAAUAUAUACUAUUUAUGUAUUAAAAA
Molecule: messenger RNA, 637 nt
Organism: Cicer arietinum (chickpea)
Lineage: Eukaryota; Viridiplantae; Streptophyta; Magnoliopsida; Fabales; Fabaceae
Biological process (GO): mitochondrial respiratory chain complex IV assembly
Cellular component (GO): mitochondrion
Source: RefSeq, a predicted model, not a curated record